Acaulospora colombiana is the source of this 768-nucleotide messenger RNA. NCBI's taxonomy places the organism in Eukaryota, Fungi, Glomeromycota, Glomeromycetes, Diversisporales, Acaulosporaceae. The record is from the annotation of a GenBank genome assembly.
AUGGCGCGCGGUGGUGCUAUCUACAAAGACUUGAUCCGGUCUCUUAAUUUAGCAAAAGAAGAGUCUCGGAUUCAAAAAAAAGUUAUUGAAAUCUCAGGUCAGAUGGACUUAAAGAUUGGAAGUGCUGCGUUGAAAAAUUGGUCGACCUGCAGACCGAUUUACGCUAUCCAGAUCGCCUGUGAAAUGUUACGCGUUCCUUUCGAUCGGAAAAGCCUACUAAAGUUGGCGAACACUACAGAACAAGAUUACUAUUCUUCCCUCUCAUACAUAAAGAAGACUCUUGGGAUUUAUUCUUUGAUAGAUUUUGAAUCCCUGGCGUCCAGGUUUGGGUGCCCCAAAAUUAUUCCAUAUGCGGAGAGUAUGCUAGAAAUUUUCAAAGCAGAAUGGAGUAAGGAGUUGAGCGCUGCCAGCAAACGAGGAAUUGACUGGGAUGCUGAUAUCUACAAAAUUGCAGUGUUUUGGUGUUGCUGCAAAAGUGUCGGGGGGCAAGAUCGAGUUAGUCGAGAUCAAUUGACUAGCUUGCACGAUUUUUCCGCUUCUCGCACAGAACUCCAGCGUACCGCGAAGCUUAUAGAAAAAUAUUGCAAAAAUUAUAUUAACAAACUUAAAUCCCGAACAAGAAAAGGGGACCUUGUUAUUACGUUUAUAAAGCCACCUUCAAAACGAAAGCAUGAAGACGAUAAAACCGAAAAUGAGCAACCAGAAAGAUAUGAAAAAGUCGUCAGGGAGGACACCGAUGAUAAAUUAUUGGAUGAAAGCGGGAUAACG